AUGAAGUGGGUCGCGGCAAAAGACGGCCAUGCGCCGCUAGGUACUUUGAUGGCAGGUUUCAAUAAUUAUUGGGAACCUAUUUUCGUAGCAAGGGCUAGACAUGAAGGCGCUCUGAUUCCCGGAAAACUUAUCCACUCCCACGGCUGUGCUUACAUCUCAUGGGGAGGGCAUGAAAUCAAGAAAUACGAAUAUGAGGUGUUGGUUGAUGCACCACCAAACUGGAUAGCUACGAGCGGCAAUAAAAUUCCCUUAAAUGCAUAUCCCGGAGGAAAGACUGAAAAUCAUGAAGUUUUAUUUAUUGGAAGAGUCGUCGGUUACGAAGGAGAAACAAUUCCAGGAAAAGUUCAACCAUCACACAAAUGUGUCAUGUCGUGGAAAAAUGCAAGUCAUGGUAACGCGCCAGCCAAUUCUCUUGUGGCUGGUCAUGAUGUUGAUGAUGAACCUAUAUACAUAGCGAGAGCAGAAUAUGAAGGAGAUCUUGUACCCGGGAAACUCGUAUCCUCCCAUGGAGCAGCCUUCGUCCCCUGGGGUGGUAAGGAGAUUACGAGGCUCAAUUACGAGGUACUCAUCGAUAGUACCAAUAAUUGGGUAAAAGCUAGUAACGGUGACGUUCCGGCAAAUGCUGUUGUCGGAGGCAGAACGAUAAUUGGUGAACCUUUAUACGUCGGCAGGGUUUAUUAUCUGAAUACUAUCACGCCGGGAAAAAUUCAGAGGUCAGAAGGCGUCUGUUACAUACCAUUUAAUGGAGACGAAUUACAUUUUCCUGAAUAUGAAGUUCUACUGGAAAAUUGA
Molecule: messenger RNA, 792 nt
Organism: Danaus chrysippus (African queen)
Lineage: Eukaryota; Metazoa; Arthropoda; Insecta; Lepidoptera; Nymphalidae
Source: the annotation of a GenBank genome assembly